Fusarium fujikuroi IMI 58289 is the source of this 936-nucleotide messenger RNA. Its product is annotated as probable Snz-type pyridoxine vitamin B6 biosynthetic protein SNZ1. NCBI's taxonomy places the organism in Eukaryota, Fungi, Ascomycota, Sordariomycetes, Hypocreales, Nectriaceae. Gene Ontology annotation, molecular function: amine-lyase activity. The record is from RefSeq and is a predicted model, not a curated record. Gene Ontology annotation, biological process: pyridoxal 5'-phosphate biosynthetic process; amino acid metabolic process; pyridoxine biosynthetic process. The transcript has a single exon. Bases 1 to 936 code for a protein of 311 amino acids.
AUGACCAACGACUCCUCCAACACUGGUGCCGCCUCCAACGGCGAGGCCAAGUCCUCCUUCACCGUCAAGGCCGGUCUCGCCCAGAUGCUCAAGGGCGGCGUCAUCAUGGACGUCACAAACGCUGAGCAGGCCCGCAUCGCCGAAGAAGCCGGCGCCUGCGCCGUCAUGGCCCUCGAGCGAGUCCCCGCUGACAUUCGCAAAGACGGCGGCGUAGCUCGCAUGUCAGACCCCGCCAUGAUCAAGCAGAUCCAAGAAGCCGUCACCAUCCCCGUCAUGGCAAAGGCCCGCAUCGGCCACUUCGUUGAGUGCCAGAUCCUCGAGGCUCUUGGUGUUGACUACAUCGACGAGUCUGAGGUUCUCACCCCCGCUGAUGACGAGAGCCACGUUGAGAAGAGCACUUUCGGUGUUCCUUUUGUCUGUGGGUGCAGAAACCUCGGUGAGGCGCUGCGAAGAAUCGCAGAGGGCGCUGCUAUGAUCCGAACAAAGGGCGAGGCUGGCACGGGCGAUGUCGUCGAGGCCGUGCGACACAUGAAGACAGUCAACAAGCAAAUCGCGCAGGCCAAGGCCGCGCUCGCCGAGGGCGGCAUCAUCCGCAUCCGCGAACUCGCCCGCGAGCUCGAAGUCGACGCCGAUCUCCUCCGCCAGACCGCAGAGCUAGGCCGUCUGCCCGUCGUCAACUUCGCCGCCGGCGGAGUCGCCACGCCCGCUGACGCCGCGCUCAUGAUGCAGCUCGGCUGCGACGGUGUGUUUGUCGGCAGCGGUAUUUUCAAGUCGGGCGACCCUGCGAAGCGGGCCAAGGCCAUCGUGCGUGCGACUACACACUAUAAGGAUGCCAAGGUGCUGGCUGAAACUAGCACGGGGCUUGGCGAGGCUAUGGUGGGAAUUAACUGCGAUAGCAUGAAGCCUGAGGAGAAGCUUGCCGGUCGAGGAUGGUAA